This is a messenger RNA of Phanerochaete carnosa HHB-10118-sp, 2803 nucleotides long. RefSeq lists its product as uncharacterized. Gene Ontology annotation, molecular function: GTPase binding. The transcript has 10 exons. Lineage: Eukaryota; Fungi; Basidiomycota; Agaricomycetes; Polyporales; Phanerochaetaceae. The record is from RefSeq and is a predicted model, not a curated record. Bases 819 to 2795 code for a protein of 658 amino acids.
GUUGCGCUGAAGCGUGCGGGACCGCAGCGUUUCCCUCGCUACCGUGUACGGCCGUCCAUCGACCCCAUAUUCCUUGCGUCUGGUGCUCCUGUCGUUGACCAGCGACGCAACAAAUGGCGUCCACCUCACUCAAUGGGUUUGAGCUCGCUGUCGAGCCGGAUCUCCAGCCUCUAUAUCCCACGCCGUCCCAGCUCGCCCAUCUAUUAUCAGCAAACGUGGGUCUGUCACCCGCCCAGAAGACAGAACUCAUGAACCAUUGCCUCACGCGCGCAUGCGUCUUUGGCGACUUCACUCUCCUCUCAUAUCUGCUCUCGGAUCCCAAUGCGCAGCCUUUCCUGGAUCUUGGUAGGCAAGACGAAGACGGCUUAGGCUUAAUUAGCACAACUAUCCUGGGUUUUGGUUCGGAGAGUGACAGAGACUUAGAGAGAGAGGAAUGUGUCAGGCUAUUGAUCGCUGAGGGCGCCGACGUUACUCUACCGGAUAAUGCUGGCUGGAUCUCUCUUCACCAUGCCGCUCUUCUCGCCCCUCCGACCCUGGUAUCUCAUUUGCUAACCCAUGGCUGCUCGCCUUUCGCUCCUACGCGACGUAAUCUGACGGCCUUGGAUAUCGUGACAGCACAUUCUGUCGUGCCCGGACGCGAGGACGUACGUUUACUUCUGGAGGAAGCCAUGCGAGAGAAAGGCUGGACUGGUGGCCGUAUGGAAGAGCGUCGCCGAGCUGAAGGAAAAAGAGCGGAAAGUUGUGCGAAACGGAAAGCACUGCAAGAGAGCGUGGGCAAGAUCCUCGACAUUGGUCCAGCUUGGUGGGGGGACGGAGAUAUGGAUUCUUUCAGCAACACAUCAGACGACGAAGAUGAAGCUAUGUCAGACGAGGAGAAGUUGUAUACUCCCCCGCCGGAUUACACUUCAAUGCUAGUUUUCGCGCCUCAUUCAUUGCCCGACAUAUUCCAAACCCUUAUCAUCGACUUCAAGCCGAGGAUGAAGAACGCAGAACCUGCUAAUGCACUAUACAUGCUCUCUCGCUUCGCAUGUCUCAACUGCGAUGACCACUGGCUAGAAGACCUUGUCAUCGGCGCCACAGAUGCUAUAGAAGACACGUUCUUUAACCGAGGCGAAGACCUCAGCUGUCUGGUGUUCUGGCUCUACAACGUCACUGUCUGGCUGCAUCUGAUGCGUUGUGAUGAGGCGUUGAAAGAAACGUGUGAGAUGCUGGGCUCGUAUACACUCAUUGAAGAGAUCGUGAACUCCGUCUUCGUCUUCAUCAUCCGCUUCGCUGAGCGAAGAAUAGAUGGGAUGCUCGAUGCAGCUCUGCUAGACUAUUCCCCGUUAUCGAGCGAAUUUGACUCUGUUCAGUUUGAGUCGGAGUGGUCCAUCCUCAGGACAUUUCAGUCAAGCAAGAAGAAGCCCGCGCCGUUAGCAACCACACCGACUCCGGGUUCCCCAGUGAACAAAGGGAACACCGGAAUGCCCGGCUCAGCCGAUCCGAGUCGACCUCCCACACCUCCCAGCACUGCGCAAAUCAAAUUCGCUACACUUCGACAAACCUUUGGUCGCUCACGGCCACCAUCCGGCGCACCGACGUCCAGUAUCACAAGUGAUGCACCGCCGUCUCUUUCACCGCAGGACGUCACGUCCUUCAUGACAGCACUGCAUACCUUGCUUUCGCUGGCGGAUAUCAACCCUGCAUUGAUCGUACAGCUCUGGUCGCAAGUUAUGUACUGGGCCGCUUGUAAGAUUUUCAACCGAACAUUGACUCGGAAGAAGUACCUUUGCCGAUCGAGAGCGGUGCAGAUAAGCAUGAAUAUUGGGGUAGUCGAGGAAUGGAUCAGCACGAUGGAACUUCCUCGAGGUGUCGGAGCGCACUUUUUGCCGGUGAAGGAUUUGUUGAACUGGCUUCAAUGCUUGUCCUCGAUCACCGAAUUCCCUGAUCUCAUUGCCACCAUUCAGACCAUGAGGCACAUCAACCCACUCCAGAUGCGCCGUGCUGUUCGCGACUACAAAUACGAAGUGAAUGAGGGCAGGAUGCCUGAGGAGUGUGUUCAAUACCUAGCGCAACUGCAGAAAGACUGGGAAAGGCAUCGUGUGAAGAUGGGUGUUGAAGCAUUGCGUCGAGAGAUGGGCGAGCGAGAACGCGAACGCACGGAGGACUCGCCGUCACAGAGUGGUAGCGCCUACUUUGACAGUGCACCGCCAUCACCAUCGCUUGAGUAUUCGACGGCUCAGCGUGGUAUCGACACCUUGUUUGAUCGUCACCGAGAGAAAUCAGCAUGGGAGCCUUCGUCUGCUCCUGAAGCUCUCGGGGAGCUGAUGGACUCACGACAUAUGCUGCCGCUCCUACUUCCCUCCGAUCCUCGUCUUCUUGGCGCUGUGCCGGCAAAAACUGCGAUCCCGCAUACAAAACUGCAGAGCGACUCUCUUACGAUGGAGAGUUCAGUGCGGAGCUCCAGCCGAGCCAGCCAUCGGGCCAGCGAAGCGCUGGCAUGGAGGUUGCGGACACGAAGACUACGAGAGGUCGAGAUUCGGACGCUGCAAUGGAUCGAUGGCGCCCCUUCUACUGCGCGAUGGUAUCAUCCCGUAGAGUUCGACGAUGAAGACGAGAAGGGCCCACCACCGGCAUACGCAUCCGGAGACGAGGAAUCGCUCGCAGGAGAUGGCAAGAUGGCUCUGCAUCUCACGCCCCUAACUAGCAGCAGAUCCCAGCGUAGCCGGGGGAAACAUAGCACAGGCGCCACUCCCAUAGAAGCACCUGCAUCUAUGAGCCUCCCGAUAGAAACAGCACUUCCAUCUAUGCGCUGAUCCACGCG